AUUAUUCUAACAACCUGGAUGGACCACAUCCAGGUUUUAAACUCUUCAAACGUCAAAAAACAAAAUAGUUUACAACUGAUCUACACUGCAGGGUCCGACUUGUGCCUGCUGUUGAUGGUCUGGCUGGGAAUACAUUACAAUAUUUUAGACAGAACAUUAAUAAUGUAUGUUCAGAUGUAUUUAAAUGUUGACACAUGUGUGUUUUUAAAAAGCAGUUGUAGUAUUUGAUUUCUGUAAUAACAAAAUAAAGAUUUAUAGCCAACACACAAAAAUAUCUUGCUGCCUGCCUGCCUGCCUGCCUGCCUGCCUGCACGGGAAAUCUUCAUGGCAGACAUCUCCAUCUCGCCCUGUGCUAUAAUUGAAAUGGCGCGUUUUGCCAGAGGCAGGUUGUGAGGGCGCUUUCUGCAAUAGCAGAAUGCAUGUCUAUAGACGUCAUUUGGUUUUAAUGGCCUACAGGAAAUUUGGCGUUACAAUACGAGACAUUAGCGAGGGGAGAAAGGAAAGAACACAGCCGCAUGAAAACUGUUUAUAGAGAUCUGCAUAUUCAACAUCAGCAUUUCCUAUAGACACUUUAUCAACAAGUUACACUGCGCUUCAAUAAUCAUAAAGUACAAGAGAUGCGAGAAACGUGAUCAGCGUUACUUAUCUGGGAACUGGAAAUGUAUGCCUAGUUGAAAAUGCCUGGGGAAAUAUUACAUCAGACGAAAUGACAAUGAUUAAAAUCUGUUUUUUCUUCAGUAAGUCUAUUGAGCGACGUGACAGUGACCUGACUACAAUAUUAAACCGUUAUCCCCCAGCAAAGGAGAACUUAAAACCGUUAUAAUGGUUUAAUUAUUAGUAUUAUUGUUUGUAUUUUUUGUAGUAAAAAGGGGGAGAUUACCAAAAAAGGUCCAGUCUUCAUCAGCAUCCUGGGAAAAGAAAGAAAAAUAUCAAAUUUUCAUCGCGAAAUUAGCUUGGGCGCGAGUAGGGUUGAGCUAAUUGCUGCCUAAUCCUUGCCCCGAAGGCGUUUGGAAAGCCUUGAGCAAGAAUUCGUUUUUAGCUCCCCUCUGUUAUUUAGAGACGGAUUAUUGGCUUUCUUCUUCUCAUAACAGCCUCGGUAGUUUCAUUUUAGCAAAAAGAAAGAGAGGACGCUCCAAAGAAAAUCGCAGCAGUCGCCAACCAUCUGAUAUUAAAAAGUCUGUAGAAAUACGAGCGGAAAAGGAAGGAUACAUUUCUUCUAUGUACAACAAGGAGGGAAGAAGCAUGUCCCGUCUGUCUUUGACCCGGUCCCCAGUUUCACCGUUGGCUUCGCAGGGAAUCCCACUUCCUGCUCAACUCACGAAAUCCAAUGCUCCGGUCCAUAUCGAUGUUGGAGGGCACAUGUACACUAGUAGCCUGGCAACGCUCACCAAAUACCCGGACUCCAGAAUAAGCCGCCUGUUUAACGGCACUGAGCCCAUCGUGUUGGACAGUUUGAAACAGCACUACUUCAUCGAUCGAGACGGGGAAAUAUUUCGGUUCAUUCUCAGCUUCCUGAGGACGUGUAAGCUGCUUCUCCCAGAUGACUUCAGGGAUUUCAGUCUCCUGUACGAGGAGGCGCGGUACUACCAGCUGGCCCCCAUGAUCAAGGAGCUGGAGCGCUGGAAGCAGGAGAAAGAGCAGCGCAAGUACUCCCAGCCUUGCGACUGCCUGGUGGUACGCGUGAGCCCCGACCUGGGCGAGAGGAUCGCGCUGAGCGGGGAGAAGGUGCUCAUCGAGGAGAUCUUCCCCGAGACGGGUGACGUCAUGUGCAAUUCGGUAAACGCUGGCUGGAAUCAGGACCCCACUCAUGUGAUCCGGUUUCCAUUGAACGGGUACUGCAGAUUGAAUUCCGUGCAGGUGCUUGAGAGGUUAUUCCAGAAGGGUUUCAGUGCAGUUGCCUCUUGCGGUGGUGGCGUGGAUUCCUCGCAGUUCAGUGAAUACGUGCUCUGUCGCGAAGACAGGAAGUCACAACCUACAGCCACCACCAUCAGAAUAAAACAGGAGCCCCUGGACUGAAGAGCCAUUGAAGAAAGUGCAAAACACUACAGGCAGGAAACAGUGUUAACGUAGACUUUUUUUUUUUGUUGCCUGCUGUUAAACAGAAAAAAAAUGUAAUAAACUAAAAAAAAACACACAAACUGUACUGCUCAGCAACACACACUGCAUUAAGGGAAUGUAAUUUGAAAAGUUGCAGUGAUGGAACAAAGUACCAUACCAUACUGGGACAAUGUUGGACUAUAUAAAAAAAAAAGAAGACCAGGACACUGAAGACAAAAACAUCAGCUCUCCGUAAUCAUUUCAAAAUUGUGACCUUCUAUGGCGAUGCACACAAUAGCCGAAAUCUCAGCUGAGGAAAAAUGGAACUUCUCCCCCAGUCGCUCGUUUUGUAUGAUCCUGAGUGUCGGUCCGAUUUUUGUUGUCUUUGCAUCAGUUUUGUUCUGCAUCCAGGAUGUCCGAAGAACUUUAAUGUCCCCCCCCA
Molecule: messenger RNA, 2479 nt
Organism: Polyodon spathula (Mississippi paddlefish)
Lineage: Eukaryota; Metazoa; Chordata; Actinopteri; Acipenseriformes; Polyodontidae
Product: BTB/POZ domain-containing protein kctd15
Exons: 5
Coding region: 1219-2016 (265 amino acids)
Biological process (GO): protein homooligomerization
Molecular function (GO): protein binding
Source: RefSeq, a predicted model, not a curated record